This is a messenger RNA of Xiphias gladius (swordfish), 5260 nucleotides long. It is a transcript of the gene adam10a, whose product is annotated as ADAM metallopeptidase domain 10a. NCBI's taxonomy places the organism in Eukaryota, Metazoa, Chordata, Actinopteri, Istiophoriformes, Xiphiidae. Gene Ontology annotation, cellular component: plasma membrane; synaptic membrane. Gene Ontology annotation, biological process: Notch signaling pathway; membrane protein ectodomain proteolysis. Bases 289 to 2556 code for a protein of 755 amino acids. The record is from RefSeq and is a predicted model, not a curated record. The transcript is spliced from 16 exons. Gene Ontology annotation, molecular function: metalloendopeptidase activity involved in amyloid precursor protein catabolic process.
UGUGUAAUUAUCAACGGUGGUGUAUCGAUGAUUUGUCACUAGUGUUAGAGUUUCUCGAUCUAUGACCAUAAUAGUAGACUUCUGAUGGGUGUGUCCAGGCUCUCUUGGCAAACCACGGCGGAAGGGAAGAGGGCCUGUCUGUCUGAUGUCGGGCUGGGUGUUAGAGAUAGGAGCCAGCUAACGAGGAAGGGCGGCUAUACCUUUAAGUGAAAGAAAACGAAACAAGAAGCAAUCAGCGUUACCGCUGGGUCGCGAAGCUGGUUUACAGGGGAUACAGGGAAUUUCGAUAUGAUAUUUUUAAAACUGAUUCUCUUGUGUUGCUUCCUACGAGAUAUUGCAGGUCAGUCUGGGAACCACUUGAACAAAUAUAUUCGCCAUUAUGAAGGUCUAUCAUAUGACACAGAGGCCCUGCACAACAGUCACCAGAGAGCCAAGAGGGCACUCUUUCCUCAAGACAAGACUGUGCACCUGGACUUCCAUGCACAUGGAAGACAUUUUAACUUGCGGAUGAAGAGGGAUACAUCUCUAUUUUCCCCAGAUCUCAUCAUUGAGGUGUCAGGAGAGAAGGCACCUAUUGAUACAUCGCAUAUUUACAGCGGAGAAAUCUUUGGUGAAAAGGGCACACUGAGCCAUGGCUCUGUGGUUGAUGGCCGCUUUGAGGGCUUCAUUAAAACCCACCACGGAACAUACUAUGUUGAACCCUCAGAGAGGUACCUACAGGACAAGAAAGUGCCCUUCCACUCUGUCAUCUAUCAUGAGGAUGACAUCAAUUAUCCUCAUAAGUAUGGCUCAGAGGGCGGUUGCGCUGACCACUCAGUGUUCGAGAGGAUGAGGAAGUACCAGGCAUCAGCAGUGGAAGAGCCAGCCAAAGGGGUGAGCAGUGUGUUGGAAGAGGAGACCUUCCCUGGUCCUGUCAUUCUGAGGAGAAAGAGGGCAGCUGGGAAAGAGAAAAACACCUGCCAGCUCUUCAUUCAGACUGACCACCUGUUCUUCAGAUACUACAAAACAAGAGAGGCAGUCAUUGCCCAGAUCUCCAGCCAUGUAAAGGCUAUCGACUCAAUUUACCAGGCCACAGACUUCAUGGGCAUCCGAAACAUCAGCUUCAUGGUUAAAAGGAUCAGGAUUAAUACCACUGUCGAGGAGAAGGACAGAACCAAUCCUUUUCGCUUUGCCAACAUCGGAGUGGAGAAGUUUUUGGAGCUUAACUCUGAACAGAACCAUGAUGACUACUGCCUGGCCUACGUCUUCACUGAUAGGGACUUUGAUGAUGGUGUGCUUGGCUUGGCUUGGGUUGGGGCUCCCUCAGGAAGCUCUGGGGGCAUCUGUGAGAAGAGCAAACUCUACUCCGAUGGGAAGCGGAAGUCUCUGAACACUGGUAUCAUCACUGUGCAGAACUACGCCUCCCAUGUCCCUCCCAAGGUGUCACACAUCACCUUUGCCCAUGAGGUUGGGCACAACUUUGGCUCUCCUCAUGACUCUGGGAUCGAAUGCACCCCUGGAGAGUCUAAAGUACAGGACAAAAAGGAGCAGGGCAACUACAUCAUGUACGCCAGAGCCACAUCUGGGGACAAGCUCAACAAUAACAAGUUCUCUAUCUGCAGCGUCCGCAAUAUAAGUGCUGUUCUGACAAAGAAAAGAAACGACUGUUUUGUUGAGUCUGGCGAGCCUAUCUGUGGUAAUGGACUAGUGGAAAAUGGAGAAGAGUGUGACUGUGGCUACAGUGAUCAGUGCAACGACCCCUGUUGCUUUAGCGCCAAUGAAGAGGAGAGCAAAAAGUGCAAACUGCGGCCUGGCAAAAUCUGCAGUCCCAGCCAAGGCCAAUGUUGCACAACGGAGUGUACUUUCAAGGGCACAAAUGACGAGUGCAGACUGGAGUCCGAGUGUGCCAGACAGGGCAAAUGCAAUGGAGCUACUGCUCUGUGUCCUGCCUCAGAACCAAAGGAAAACUUCACCUCUUGCAAUUCAGAAACACAAGUCUGCCUCAAUGGGGUGUGCUCUGGUUCCAUCUGUGAGAAGUAUUCUCUUGAGGUAUGCACCUGUGCCAGCCAAGAUGGCAAGGAUGAGGCAGCUGAGCUGUGCCACGUGUGCUGCAUGGAGAAAAUGAACCCCAGCACCUGCAGCAGCACAGGCUCAGAAAGAUGGGCCAAGUUCUUCAACAAGAAGAUCAUGACGCUGCAGCCCGGCUCACCCUGCAAUGACUUUAAGGGCUACUGCGAUGUGUUCAUGAAGUGUCGUUUGGUGGACGCCGACGGGCCUCUGGCCAGGCUAAAGAAAGCCAUCUUCAAUGCAGAACUCUAUCAGAGUAUUGCAGAGUGGAUAGUGGCUCACUGGUGGGCAGUGCUGUUGAUGGGCAUCGCUCUUAUAAUGCUAAUGGCCGGCUUCAUCAAGAUCUGCAGUGUGCACACCCCCAGCAGCAACCCCAAACUGCCCCCACCAAAGCCACUGCCAGGUACACUGAAACGGAGACGACAGCAGCAUGCAAACCCACAGUCACAAGGCCAGCGCCACCAACGUCAGUACAGAGAGAACUAUCAAAUGGGACAGAUGAGACGCUGAGACACUGGCCGGUUCUUUGCCUUGGUUCUUCCUAGUGCCUACAAUGGGAGCACUUCACUCCAAAGAGUUACCUUUACCACAUAUUGCAAAAUUCUAAGAACUUGCAGCAGUUUCACUGGACAAAGCCUGAAGUUUUUUUGGGCCUAACAAACUCACUCAGCACCUCUGCUCCGAGAGCCAGAUUAGCAGUGGUUCACAAAGCUUUUAUAGGAAAUAAAUAAAUUUUCCAAGGAGGGACAGGAGGAGAAAUUCACUGAUCUCUGUUAUGUGGUCUUAAUCAUAUUUUUUAGUUUUCAAUGUUUUUUUGUUUGUUUUUUUAUUCAAAGAAUGGAGGAGAGAGAGGCAGCUUUGUGUUAGAGUUGCCUUCUUCCGUCCUCCAUCUGUGCAACCUUUUUCUUUCCUGUUCUUCCUCUCUGAAGUGCUGCCAUCAUCAGCACAAUAGCAGGACUGCAAGUCACAUGAGUUUUUGCUGCCAAUCCAAAACAACAUUGAGACAUUGUGUUGAAGAGAACUCUUUUUUGCCAAUAUAAUUAGAUUGUUUUAAAUCAGACACCAUCAAAAACAGAAGCAUUUUAAUUCUAAAGCAUACAUGUUCUUUCAGUGUGCAAUUGUACAGAUGUUGCAGUAGAUUGUUUUCUGUUUCAAAUGAAACUGAUUUUCUGUAUGAUGAAAACUAUUUACUGUUUUAAUUCACUUUCUCAGGAUUAAUAAAACAACAGCAAACAAGUGUAUUGGGUGAAAAAGAUGGCUGCAUGCGUAUUUCAGGGUAAAAUCCCUCCUGGCUGAUGCCUGUACAGAAGGGUCCACGUUAGCUGCUGCGGGAUUUAGAGGGCAGUUUGUAAGAGAAUGUAGAUAAACGAUCGUAAUGAGAUUAUAGUGUCAUCUGUUAUUAGAUGGAGGGAAGAUUGAUUUUCUGGAUAUGUAUAUUUCUUGUUGUGAUAUGGCUUUGCCGCUGCAUUUACAUAAUGGUCUAUAGUCUGGGUCUGAAAUAAAUGGUCAGAGAAUAGCUUUUUAUCAACCUGAUUGUAUAACACUUGAAUUUCACACACUUGCAGAUCUUUUAGGAAAUGACAAAACCUGUUAAAACCACUCAGAAGCAGUUAGAUCCUCUAGGCCUCUGUAGCCAGAUGAAGAACUGGUCUGGUUUAAAUGUGAUUGUGGAUUUUGCUUGUAUUGAUUUUACUUGCAGUUCAGAUUAUUUGUAUAUUUGGAAGAGUUGAAUCAACCGAGGAAAACUAGAGAUUCUAAUUUUACUGUUGUGUUGUGGCUGCUGUUAACAGACAUUUACAAGAGCGAACAAUCACUAUGUGUCAGCCAUCUACUGCUGUUCUCUUCUGUCCUGUCCUAUCUUUUCCUACUGAUCGGGGUUUUCUCAAGGACCUUUUUUACCCUUGUUAUACCCUCUUUCAGUGUGACUGAAAUUGGUAUGGAAACUAGAGUCAGAGAUCUUUACCUAAGCUGAAACAAUACAUGAGGAGUUUAUCAGAGUUUAUCAGUCUGGACUUGUGAAAUUUAAAGAAAAAAUAUGUUGGAAAUGAUGUGGCUUAGGGUUUGGCGAUGUAUUAUAUUCAUAGGAAAUGUAAGUGGUUGAUUGACAUACAUAUACUACCAUAUAUAGGACUUCACAUGAAAAAAUCAAAUGUAACAAACACAAACUCUCAUAUUAUAUUGCGCAGUUUGUUCAUUGAUUUUCUUGAGAGAUUGUUAUAAUAUUAUAUUGCUGUCCAGACUUGCUUUGGCUCAAUUUGACUUUUCAGUUGUCUUCAGCCAGAUUAAAUCCACGUCAACUUCACUGAAAGAUGGAUGAGGGCACAAAACACUCCAGGUUUAGUUACCGGCAUAUAUAAAAAUAUGUGUGUGGGGGUUUUUUUUUGUUUGUUUGUUUGUUUGUUUUUUUUUUUAAAUUAUUUUAGGAGGGAAACUCUUCGUGGAGCAGAGACAGACUCAACAAAAGAGAAGUAUCAAGCACAGCUGCAGCUCAGCGUUGUUUUCUGUUUGAGGUGUAAGGAGGUCGAUGAGAUAGAUUCUAUGCAGAGUAUCACAGCGCUCAACAGCUAACAAGUUAGCCUCUUCUCAGAGAAAUGCCUUCAUCAUUUUCUCCUAAAUGGGUACAUGGAAAAUUCUAUUGUGCUUUCAUAAUAAAAUGGUUACUCCUCUCCGUUUGCUACUGCAAAGUUUCUGAACUUACAAAAAUGCAAUCCUGUUACUUUUGCUGAUUUUGUUUGUCUUUUGGUGCUACUGGUAGUGCUUUCUCUUGGGUCAGAGCUUAAACUAUAUUUUUCAUUAUCUUUGGCAAGUUUUAAAGUUUUUGUGUGAGUGAGUGAGUGAGUGAGUGUGUGUGUGUGUGUGUGUGUGUGUGUGUGAGAGAGAGAGAGAGAGAUAUCGGGUUUGCUGAAUCCUCGGAGAAUAGUGGGUGUUUAGGGUUAAUACUCUGGGAAAUUUUUCUUUCUUUCAAAUUUCUGUGAUGUUGAGAAAAUGUGCACUGAAGUGUAAGUGAUGUAAACUGAAAAUCCAAAACAGUAUAGUUUCAGUUCUGCCGUCUGAUUUUAAUGUCUCCUGUGUUUUAUACAUUGUCCUUUUGUUUUUAUUGUUUACUCUUUCGGUUCUAUUUCCCACUCUGCUUACUUUGAAAAUUUUACUAGAUUUGCAAAGGUAUUGUGCAAAUAUAUAAUUUUUUUUGAACUACUUGAAAAGCAUUAAUAAA